GUUGUGAUUAAAGACCACAAUCUCUCUCUUUCUUGCCCCUCUCUCAAGCAUGUCUUCAGAGCAUGUCAAAGACCCUUUUGUUAAAAGAGAACUAACUUUAAGUGAUCAUGGUACCAUUAUGGGACUGAUUGACAAAGAUAUAGCUCCAAAAUAUGGAGAAUUGGCAGUACAAUUCCGUAUCCCUCAGGGCACAAUAGAAACCAUAGCCUACAAUAACAGAAACAACUCAGCAUGGCAUGGACUAAAUGAUGUUGUUGCUGAUUGGCUGAGAGGAAAUACUACAGUCUAUGAUGAAGGAGUUAAAGCUAAUGUAAGGUGGCUGUAUGAUGCUGUAAGAGCAGUAAAUAAAACACUUGGAACAAAAAUUGCCAAAGAGUAUGAGAUCCCAGAACCAUAAAACUGCUGCUAUGUGAAGCUGUUGUAUUAAAAACACUGUAGCUAUACAAGUAUACAAAAAGAUUAAUAUAUAAUAGACUAUUAGCCAAGCUUUCAAUGUUCCUCAGUUCAAUCUUUUCUUUCAUUCACUCUAUCUUCCUCAUAAUUAGAACACUGCUA
Molecule: messenger RNA, 555 nt
Organism: Amphimedon queenslandica
Lineage: Eukaryota; Metazoa; Porifera; Demospongiae; Haplosclerida; Niphatidae
Exons: 4
Coding region: 50-397 (115 amino acids)
Source: RefSeq, a predicted model, not a curated record